UUUCCGAAGAUGACGUCAUAUCAGAGUAGGAUAAAAGGAAUGUCGUCGCUUUGCGUCUGUCGUCAGAUUGACAUUUUCGGUCAAAUUGAAUCAUCCUAAAGCCAAUGAAAAGAUGCCAAACCCUGUAGUUUUCUUUGACAUCACCAUUGCUGACGUCAGCGCGGGCAAAAUCACAAUGGAGCUUUUUGCAGACGUAGUUCCAAAAACUGCAGAGAACUUCAGGGCACUAUGCACCGGUGAGAAAGGUUUUGGCUACAAGAAUUCCAUCUUUCACCGCAUCAUUCCCGAAUUCAUGUGCCAGGGCGGCGACUUCACCAACCACAACGGGACCGGAGGGAAGUCCAUCUAUGGCAAGUCCUUUCAUGACGAGAACUUCAAGCUGAAGCAUGCCGGCUUUGGGACGCUUUCCAUGGCCAACGCCGGAGCCGACACCAACGGCUCUCAGUUCUUCCUCUGCACGGAGAAAACUAGCUGGCUGGACGGCAAGCACGUGGUGUUCGGGAAGCUUCUGGAAGGCACCGACGUGCUGAAGGCGAUGGAAAAUCAAGGCACCAAAAACGGGACCCCGAAAACCAAGGUUGCCAUCGCAGACUGCGGCCAGCUCAAGUAGCUCCAGAGCGCCCCCUGAAGCUCACUCUCGUGCUUCCAAGAUAUUUCUUGAAGCCUCACGAUAUAGGAACAUGGUUAUUAAAAAAAGUUUUUUACUCCACUCCCUAUUUUGACACCGUUCUAAUUUCUACAUACUCCACACAUCCACGACAUUAUUUUUCCUCACUUCGCUAUGCUUUCAUCUUUUCCCCGCCACCAUUAAACAUGACUAUUUUCCCCA
Syngnathus acus (greater pipefish) is the source of this 829-nucleotide messenger RNA. It is a transcript of the gene ppiab, whose product is annotated as peptidylprolyl isomerase Ab (cyclophilin A). The transcript has 6 exons. Bases 113 to 610 code for a protein of 165 amino acids. Gene Ontology annotation, cellular component: intracellular membrane-bounded organelle. Gene Ontology annotation, biological process: protein peptidyl-prolyl isomerization; protein folding. NCBI's taxonomy places the organism in Eukaryota, Metazoa, Chordata, Actinopteri, Syngnathiformes, Syngnathidae. Gene Ontology annotation, molecular function: peptidyl-prolyl cis-trans isomerase activity. The record is from RefSeq and is a predicted model, not a curated record.